AUGGCGGAAGAGAAUCCUUUUGCUGAGAAUCAAAUUGUUGUUGAGAGCUCACAUCCUCUCUACUUGAGUCCUUCGGAUAAUCCUGGAACAAAUUUGGUGUUCACGUUAUUUGACAGAACUGGGUCAAGUGUUCUUCAUUCCAAUUCUGCAAGGGAUCUUUGGAAACAACUUGAAGACAGGUAUGGACAAUCUGAUGUAGCUCAAUUGUUUGGCCUACGAAAGAAAUUAUUAGAAAUUGUACAAGGAUCUAAUGAUAUAGCAACCUAUUUCAAUAAUAUAAAAGCAAUUUGGGAUGAGUUGAAUGCAUUGGAUGCAAAAAUUCCAUGUACUUGUAUUGAAUGCAUAUGUGAAGCAAAACAUAAGAAUAAGGCAAUUGAGGAGGGACGACAAUUAGUUCAAUUUCUUAUGGGACUGAAUGAAACAUACACUGCUUGUAGAGGAAAUAUAAUGAUGAUGACUCCUAUACCAAAUAUUGAUAAGGCAUAUUCUUUACUUCUUCAAGAAGAAAGACAAAGAUCUAUUCAACCUACAAUGAAUUCUCCUAUGGAUUCGAGUUCAUUUAAUGCAUCAACACAGAAAUUUGGACAGUAUUCAGGACAGAGUAAGAUGAAUUUUAACCUAAAUACUGGGGGAGGAAAGAGAAACAAUACAGCAAAGGGAAGUGACAGGAGAAAUAUGUUUUGUUCUUAUUGUCAAAGAGCUGGACAUACAAUCGAAAGGUGCUUCAAAAUUCAUGGUUAUCCAAACAGUUUUAAGACAAAUAUGCAAGGGAAUAUGCAGGGGAAUAGAACAAGAAAAUAUUAA
Messenger RNA from Nicotiana attenuata, 804 nucleotides. RefSeq lists its product as uncharacterized. NCBI's taxonomy places the organism in Eukaryota, Viridiplantae, Streptophyta, Magnoliopsida, Solanales, Solanaceae. The record is from RefSeq and is a predicted model, not a curated record. The coding region runs from base 1 to 804 and encodes 267 amino acids. The transcript is spliced from 2 exons.